GGAAACUGUCUGUAUGAUGUGACAAACUCUAUCUACUGGGGGAGCUAUAUCUGGCCUGCAACACAAGCAGAAUCUACAGCCACCCAAAGCUGUGCUAAAAACACAACUGCGAAUGCCUUCCGACAUUGCAGAAUAAGUAGCAAGACAUUUAGAGCUCAUUGGCUGGAUCCAGAACUUGGAGCGUGCCCUAUGAUUAAAGAACUACCAAAAACCAUCCCUGGUCUGGAGGACAUUGAUGUCAGUGGCAACAAUGCAUGGGUACUGGCAGAGCUGAUCAAGAACCUGACCACUAACAUUACUUCCAUUACUGAAGAAGAUCUUAAAAUUGUGUUGACGAAAGUAACAGAGGUGGUAGAAGUUGGAGCGCUGACCCCUCCACUUGGGCAGGUCAUUAUUGAUAUCAUCAGCAAUGUCCUGAAAGCAAGUGAUAACUUAUGGGACAAUGCAAACAGAAUCUUGAAUAUCACUGAUGCUGUAGGCAACAAAAUGUUCUUUACUGGACAAUCAGUCAACCUCACCUCUGACUUACUGGCUCUGUCAGCUUUGAACGUUAACUUCUCCUCCUUCAUGGGGAUCACCUUUGGUGUUUCAUCACUCAACCAUAGUUUCGGCCCCCAGAUUUUCAUCAGCCAGAUUCCCAUUGAUGAUGCAGUGGCAUUUAUUUCCCUACCAAGUACACUAAACAAUCACCUGGAUUGGCAGAUCUUGGAAGCUGCUUCUCGACUGCAGUUUCAGUUCUUUGCUAAUAUGUCACUUUUUCAGGACCCAGAAAUGGCCAACUCACAACUAAGCACAUAUGUGGUAUCUGCAAGUGUGACAAAUGCCACAAUUGACAAUCUGAGGGACCCUGUUAUCAUCAGCCUGAAGCAUCUCAACCCAAACUUGCAAGGUAACCCAGUGAAGUGCGUGUUUUGGGACAUAAAGAAGAAUCGAGGACUAGGUGGAUGGAGUUCAGAAGGGUGCGUCUUUUAUAACACAAGUCUUAUGUACACCACCUGUCACUGUAACCACCUCACACACUUUGGUGUGCUAAUGGACUUAUCCAGGAGUCCAAUCGAUGAGCGAGAUGAUCGCAUCCUCACCAUGAUCACCUAUAUUGGUUGUGGCCUGUCCUCCAUCUUCUUGGGAGUCACGCUGGUCACAUACAUAGCCUUCGGAAAACUUAGGCGGGAUUAUCCUUCUAAGAUUCUCAUGAAUCUUUCCACUGCACUCCUCUUGCUCAAUCUUGUCUUUCUGGUGAAUUCUUGGUUUUCAUCUUUUGGAAGCUAUGGCCUGUGUAUCACCAUAGCAGUUUUCAUGCACUACUUCUUGCUAGCAUCCUUUACCUGGAUGGGUUUAGAGGCUGUGCACAUGUACUUUGCACUUGUCAAGGUCUUCAAUGUCUACAUUCCCUCAUAUAUCCUGAAGUUCUGCAUAUUUGGCUGGGGUGCUCCACUGGCUGUUGUUAGCAUUGUUUUAGCAAUUGACAAAGAUGCAUACGGCAAAAUUAUAUAUGCCAAUUCAGUCAAGAGUUCAAAUGAUCAUUUCUGCUGGGUACAAAAUAAUGCAACUUUCUACGUCUCUGUGGUGGCUUACUUUAUGCUGGUCCUUGUGUGCAAUCUGGGUGUGUUCAUCGUGGUGUUGGUGCAGAUCCGCAAUAUGAAGUCCAAGAAACCAGCAGGCACCCGCAGUGGUUUCCUCUAUGAUCUGAAGGGUAUUGUCAGCCUGACCUUCCUACUGGGCCUGACUUGGAGCUUUGCUUGUUUUGCCUGGGGCCCUGCAAAGGUGCCUUUUCUCUACCUGUUCUCCAUUUUCAACUCCCUCCAAGGGUUCUUCAUCUUUUUGUUUCACUGCCUAAUGAAAGAGAAUGUCAGAAAGCAAUGGAGGAUCCAUUUGUGCUGUGGCCGGUUCCGACUGGAAGAUUACUCAGACUGGAGCAGAUCAGCAACUAAUGGCAAAUCGAAGGUGAAUAACAUUGCACGAACCCCAUCUGUGAAAUCAGUGAAGUCUGACAAGUCAAACUCCACCAGCAGUACAUCCAAUGGAUCAGAGUCAAGUAGAAAGUUCACUUUGCCCAAUGGACUACAUAAUGAUCUCUUAUAUGAAUACAGCGUGGCACUUUCUUCUGCCCACCAUCGAUUUGUGAGUGCCAGUGGAUUUCGAGUAUCCCCUAUUUGUGUGCACAGUCAGGAAUCUUGGGGCAACACUCUGAGCCAUUGACACUGAACGUGGAUCUUCAAAUGAAGCCAAUCAUCCAACAGUUUCUUUGUGAGCCAUGAAUGUAAUAAAUCUCCUUGCUUUACAUUUCACACUUUUUAAUCCAAAAUGUAUGGGAAUGAAGUCAGUAACUAUAUCAAUCAAUGAUAUGAAUAUCACAAUGCAUACUUUAUCACAAUAAUGUACAGAGGUAAUGAUUUUUAAUAAUUAUGAUUUUCACUGUAACCUGCAACCCAUAUUCUGCACAGAUUCAAUUCAGUCAUUGUAAUUAUGUAUUAAAAUAAAGAC
Molecule: messenger RNA, 2484 nt
Organism: Erpetoichthys calabaricus (reedfish)
Lineage: Eukaryota; Metazoa; Chordata; Cladistia; Polypteriformes; Polypteridae
Product: adhesion G-protein coupled receptor G2-like
Exons: 15
Coding region: 190-2199 (669 amino acids)
Biological process (GO): cell surface receptor signaling pathway; adenylate cyclase-activating G protein-coupled receptor signaling pathway
Cellular component (GO): membrane
Molecular function (GO): G protein-coupled receptor activity
Source: RefSeq, a predicted model, not a curated record